AUGACAGGCGCUAUCUCGUCGUGUACCGCGUGCUCGGCUUGCUCUGUCUCGUGCGCAUCGUGCGUGGCUGAUCGUGCAAGCUUGCGUGGCGGUGGCUGCACCGCCAAGCUCAAGCCUUGGAUCGCUCAUGACUGGCUCAUCCAGCCGGCAGCUGCAGGCCUUGCACCUGGUGCUGUGCCUGGUCCCAUCACUCUCCACUUUGGUACUUUGUCUCUGGAGGACAAGGCGCCUUCAGAUUCGUCGUGCACCUCGUUUGAUGGCGUGCCUACAGACGGAUGUUGCGACUUUGUCCAGAUCUUUGACGGGCCGACCAUCCACUCGCCGCUCCUCGCCAUACUGUGCGGCUCCAAGCAUCCAGGUCGCAUUACUUCGACAGGCCCGGCCAUGCUUGUCCGUCUGUAUGUCGAUGGUCACCAAGAGGGAGCUGGCUUUUCUGCUGUCUACACAUCGGCCGGCUUUGGCAACCUCUCGCUUCCCCAGCUCCCCAUGCCUUCCUUUCCCAACAUCCACUUGGACUGCGGCCGCGACACCAAGUAG
Thecamonas trahens ATCC 50062 is the source of this 537-nucleotide messenger RNA. RefSeq lists its product as uncharacterized. The transcript has a single exon. The record is from RefSeq and is a predicted model, not a curated record. NCBI's taxonomy places the organism in Eukaryota, Apusomonadida, Apusomonadidae. Bases 1 to 537 code for a protein of 178 amino acids.